AUGCGCAGUCUUAAUGGUUUCAUACAGCGCGUGCGUGAAUGUAAUACUGGUCUAGAAGAGUUGCAUACUUUGACACCCUUUGUCGUUGAUGGCAAAGAAGUUGGAAAGCUAAAGCCCAGAUUUGUGGAACAAACGCGACGUUUUCCUGAGGUCUUCGUCGUUGAAGGCACUCCUGGUCCAUCAGGCCGGGUCAGCCUGGAUGCUGACUUGGACUCCUGCGACAAGCGGUCGGCCAAAAUAGCGGAUGUCUUGGACGUUCUCCGAAAGGAGAGUUUUAUCACUGGCUGGCGUGACGAGCUGUACCCAGUGGUUGCUUCAUUCGACGACACCCCACUGCUGCUGGUGGAGAGGGCAGCCGCCACCCACCUGGGCAUCAAGGCGUACGGCGUACACGUCAACGGUUUCGUACGAGAGCCCCACACAGGGGCUAUUAAACUGUGGGUGGCACGCAGGUCCAUGACAAAACCCAACUGGCCCGGGAAGUUGGACCAUAUUGUGGCGGGAGGCCAGCCCCACGGUCUGAGUUGCCGGGAGAACGUCCUCAAGGAGUGUGCGGAGGAGGCUGGGAUACCCGCCGAGCUGGCGGCUACAGCCCGACCCGUGGGGGCGGUGUCGUACCUCACCAUCGCCGCUAACGGCUACAAACCCGACGUGCUGUUUUGCUAUGACCUAGAGCUGCCCCCAGACUUCGUGCCCAUGCCUCAGGACGGGGAGGUGUCAGAGUUCAGUUUGAAAUCCAUCGAGGAGGUGGCGGAGAUAGUGGCCACCACCACGGAGUUCAAAACCAAUUGCUGUUUGGUAAUUAUCGAUUUCCUCGUCCGUCACGGGUACAUCACUCCGGAGCAGAAGGGCUAUUUGCAGCUGGUGGCGGCGUUGAGGAGCGGAGAAUGCAGCUGA
Volvox carteri f. nagariensis is the source of this 897-nucleotide messenger RNA. RefSeq lists its product as uncharacterized. The record is from RefSeq and is a predicted model, not a curated record. Gene Ontology annotation, molecular function: 8-oxo-dGDP phosphatase activity. NCBI's taxonomy places the organism in Eukaryota, Viridiplantae, Chlorophyta, Chlorophyceae, Chlamydomonadales, Volvocaceae. Bases 1 to 897 code for a protein of 298 amino acids. The transcript has 6 exons.